Molecule: messenger RNA, 207 nt
Organism: Gongylonema pulchrum
Lineage: Eukaryota; Metazoa; Nematoda; Chromadorea; Rhabditida; Gongylonematidae
Source: the annotation of a GenBank genome assembly
AUGUGGGUGUCGGGUGUGGGGAACGGGAAGAAUGGAGGAACUAGUGGCUUAUCUAGUGGCUUAAAUUUAUCCGAUAUUUAUCACAUAUUCCUUAGCGAGAAAAGAGAUAUGGCGCGUAAGGACAUGACGAGGAUUGGUUCUGAUGAGCGGAAAGAGACAUCUGAUGGGCGGGAAUGGCUGGUAAACAACCCAAGAUUCUGCUGGUAG